Molecule: messenger RNA, 1511 nt
Organism: Drosophila pseudoobscura
Lineage: Eukaryota; Metazoa; Arthropoda; Insecta; Diptera; Drosophilidae
Gene: Sys1
Product: Sys1 golgi trafficking protein
Exons: 3
Coding region: 40-522 (160 amino acids)
Biological process (GO): Golgi to plasma membrane protein transport; Golgi to endosome transport; protein localization to Golgi apparatus
Cellular component (GO): trans-Golgi network; Golgi membrane
Source: RefSeq, a predicted model, not a curated record
CCAGCUGAAUUGAAUUUUGUGAAGUAAACUGGCCAAAACAUGAAAGGCGGAACGUUUCGCAACACGCAAUGGGACCCCACGCUGCUGACCGCCCAAAUCAUUUCGAUGCAGUUCUGCGUGUACUUCACACUUGGCCUCCUUGUGUUUGUAGCCAACAAGUUGUCUGGCGACAACUACACACUGGACCAUCUAUUCGAAUAUCGUGAAAUACACAUAUACGACCUAGGCGGCAAGCUGGUCAUUUGCGCCUUUGUCGUAAAUGCGUUUAUGGCUUCGCUGGCUCUGUGGUGCAUAGUAAGACGUGCGAAGCUGUGUCUGGACUUCAGUUGCACCUUUCAUGUCCUGCACUUGCUAAUUUGCUGGUGGUACAAUCGUUCAUUCCCCGCGAACGCGUCCUGGUGGCUGCUAAACGUCAUAACAGGAACCAUUAUGUGCAUAGGCGGGGAGUUUCUCUGUCUUCAAACCGAAAUGAAAGAGAUUCCAGUGGGCUAUGCUGCUCUCAACCAGAAGUCGGACGUUUGAUGGUCGAAAUUGCCAUUCACUUGUGAUGCUUGUUAGCUUUCCCAAGCCACCCAAUUCUCUAACGUACAUAUAAUUUAUUGUUAAACUAGAAUACGAUUACAUAGCAUUAUACCCUGUUGUGCGUUUGGACUAAUGUAAUAUCUGGUAGACGAAGGGCGGCCCGUGCUUCAGCUUGAGUCCCUCUGGCACCAUUCCCGGGAGUAUGGAGAACUUUUCUUCUGGCCCGGUGUAAUUGCGCGAAAUCAGCGACCAUAAGUGCACCUCCCGUGGAACAAACAUCCAGUAACUGAAGGCCAGCGUUAAGGUGAGGAUCAGAGAGCCCAACAAAAACAGCAUCCAGCACAGACCACGUUGUGACUUCUGCAUAUUGUCUCGAAAGCAAACUGACACACGAAAAUGUACACAGCCGAUCCGCAAAAAAUUAAACAAAUGAAUGAAUGCAGCAAAAAAUGCCCGUAAUUGAACAACACCCGAAUAGCUCGCGCGGGUGUGGUCGUGCGGCAGGUAGCUUCCAUUUAGGUCACGCCCAUUUCCUUUUUUAAAUUUUAGCGACAACACAACGCAAGAAAGUUGCGCCGCAAGCUUCGAGCUUUACUCUCUACACAAAUUUAUCUGAGAAGACAAACAAAGAAUCGACAGCACGAGUCCGCUCCUCUCCCCUGCAACUGCCCCUGUCUCUGCCACCACAAUGCAAAGCGAACUAAUCAGGUUUGUCUAAUCUAAUCUAAUUAGUUUAUGGGACCACGAUCGUUAUUUCCGUCGACAGGCAGCCCAACAGACUUCGCUGUACUGGUAUUUCCCAAUUACUCUCGUCGCUGGAUGCUAUGCUCGUUCGACUCGAAACCUUUUCGGAUCGCACAUCGCACUCAUCAAGUAUGUUACAUCUCAUACGUAUGAAGAGUGCACGCAUCAUCUAUGCAAUUCGUUUUUUAAUUUAUUUAAACGUAUUUUUGUUCGCCUGAGCAUAAAAUAAAUUGAAAUUAUCAAGA